CUUCAAAAUACUCGUCAUUCGUAAAAUUUGAUAACUUUGAAUUGUGGUGUUAUAUUUGAUGAAUGAGAAACAGUCGUCUUAAGAUUUUAAUUUUAUAAAUACAUUUAAAACCAAAUUAUGCCUGGGAACAAAUCUACUUCAACUAAAUCCAAAACCAAGAGCUCCCGCUCUGGUCUUACCUUUCCUGUUGGACGAGUUCACAGAAUUUUACGAAAAGGGCGAUAUGCUUCUAGAAUUGGUUGUGGAGCAGCAGUCUAUAUUUCAGCAGUGCUUGAAUAUCUUUCUGCUGAAAUUUUAGAAUUAUCUGCUAAAGCUGCUCAAGAUAAUAAUAGGGCCAGAAUAUUACCAAGGCAUAUAAUGUUGGCUAUAGGCAAUGAUGAAGAGCUAGAUAGAAUGCUGAGUGGUGUGACCAUAUCACAUGGCGGAGUGAUGCCGAGGAUUGAACCAGAAUUACUACCCAAGAAAACUGCCAUUAAAAGCCACAGUAUAGAUACAUCAAUGAUGGCGUCACAGGAGUACUGAUACCUUCAUAUAUAUUUUAUUUUAUGUUAUAGCUUUGCUUUAAGUAUUCAUUUUUUGUAUAAAUUUACAGAGUUUUCUCCACAUUAUGGCUAAAAAUUAUAAUAUUUCAUAGGCAAUAGCAUCGCUACAAAUAAAGGUACUACAUAAUGUGUUAAAGUUAAUAAUGUAUUUUUUAUUAAUAAGUCAAAUGUUGUGUUCUUCAAAUGUAUUGUUUGUAAAUCAUAAAUUGUAUAUAUUAAAUAGCAAUGUUUAACUAAAUUCUUGUACUAAUAAAAUUAGGGGUGAGCUUUCAUU
This is a messenger RNA of Danaus plexippus (monarch butterfly), 816 nucleotides long. RefSeq names its product histone H2A, sperm-like (gene H2ax-l). The coding region runs from base 118 to 522 and encodes 134 amino acids. The record is from RefSeq and is a predicted model, not a curated record. Gene Ontology annotation, molecular function: protein heterodimerization activity; structural constituent of chromatin; DNA binding. NCBI's taxonomy places the organism in Eukaryota, Metazoa, Arthropoda, Insecta, Lepidoptera, Nymphalidae. The transcript has 3 exons. Gene Ontology annotation, cellular component: nucleosome.